This is a messenger RNA of Phlebotomus papatasi, 3127 nucleotides long. RefSeq names its product triple functional domain protein. Gene Ontology annotation, cellular component: cytoplasm. The record is from RefSeq and is a predicted model, not a curated record. The transcript is spliced from 12 exons. Bases 440 to 3085 code for a protein of 881 amino acids. Gene Ontology annotation, biological process: axon guidance. Gene Ontology annotation, molecular function: guanyl-nucleotide exchange factor activity. Lineage: Eukaryota; Metazoa; Arthropoda; Insecta; Diptera; Psychodidae.
UUUAUCAGAGCAACAAGUGUUAUUAAGUGUAUUGUGAUUUUCAUGGUGAGGAAUGUAUUGUGGAAAAAAGUGAUUUUCUUAGAUCAUAUGCGGCUAUUUUGCGCUGAAUGGAACUCCCACGCUAUAAUUAAUUGUUGUGUACUGGAAUAUCUUCGAGAUUUUUCAUAUUUUCAUUAAAUUUUCAUAUUUGGAAAAAAAUCUUGAAGAAAUUGUACCUCACCUGAAAGUGUUAUCACACCUAUACUAAAGUAUCUUUAUUUGUAUCAGCAUAUGAUAAGGCAAAAACCCCAUCAAUUUGGAAGCAAGUGUGAAAACUGUGUCAGUGUUUUUUGAAGAUUUAUACUGAGUGAACGUGUAACUAUUUUGCUCAUAAUAAUUCAUUAAGAAUUUUUGAUCUUCUGUGCUUUGUGAUUUUUUCUAUAAAUUGAGGCGCCAAAGAAUGGAGAAUGAGGCCCUCAAUCGAAUUUCUAGUGACAGUGGCACAAGUUCCUUUGAAUGUGAAACAGAAAGAGCCCCUGAGAGGCCCCCACGGGGAAUCCGGGGUUCCUCUACCAAAUCCAUCGUCUACAUGCGUCGAUUGCAGUUUGAACGUCUGUGUCAGGAGAACUGUGAGGAGCCAAGGUGCCCAAGGCAGUUCAAAGAAAUGCACAGGAUAACACCUGAGCCUCAGGAGGAGACAAAUGAAGAGCCUGUCGAAGAGGAAGAAGUCCCUGAACCACAAAUGAGUCAUCCAGAUGAAGAAAUUGCGCAUGAAGAGGAGGGAGAGGCUGAUUGUGAUAAGGAAUGGAGUGUUGAGCAAUCCUCUGAUAACGUACCAACACAGCCAUCAGUUGGUGAUUCGAGUGAUUUUGAAGAGGAAGAAGAAGUUCAAGAGACUCCCCAAUUGCCUGUGAUUGAGGUGAAGAACACAGAAAUUUACGAGGAUGUUCCUCAGUACCACGAUGAUGAUUUUAGUGAUAGUACCUUCGAUACCACAACUGAUGAAGAGGAUGAAGAUGACUACCACCUCCAAGUUCCACAGCAAUCAUCACGUCCAGCAUCGCAGGAUUCAAUAUCAACGCGUGUUGUUCUCCUUGUGGAUGAAUUGGUUAAAACAGAAGAAACUUAUGUCAAUGUUCUGCAGAAGGGCAUUGAGGGCUAUGCGAAAAUCUUCAAAGGGGAACUCCCGCCAACUCUUAGAGGUCGAGAAAAUGCCAUUUUUGGCAAUCUUAAGCGGGUUUAUGAAUUCCAUGCAGAAAUCCUGCUACCAGAUCUCAAAGAGUGUUUAGGAGACAUUGAAAAGAUUUCCAAUGUUUUCCUCAAACUCAUCAAGGAGGAAUACUUCUACUGCCAUGUUCUCUAUGCCAUGAAUUGUACCAAGUCCAAGAAGAUCUGCGAGGAUCAUGAACAAUUCUUUUCAAGAAUAAUGGAGGAUAUUGGUGAUCGUUUGGGUAUUUUGAGUUUGCUCCUGCAGCCAAUUCAACGCGUACCACGGUAUAAACUUCUUCUUGAGAAUGUGCUCGAAGAGUUGGGAAAGCAAAUUGAGGCAUCUCCAGAAGUUAAGUCUCAACUGGCGGCAACUUCUAGAGCAUGGAAGGCUGUAGAGAAAUUAGCUGCCUGUGUCAAUGCUUCAGUGAAUGUUAAUAACAUUACUGAGUGCUAUGAGAUUAAUCUGUUCCAUCAAGGAAAAUUCAGAGAUUUUGAAGCUUUUGAAUUUUAUGACAAUGAUACAGGAAGGAGAUUUAAAGGGCAUGUGUUCCUCUUUGAGAAAUGCAUUGUCUACACUGAACAUAAAGCUUCUCAGGAAAAUUGUUACCUCUACCGUGGACAUUACGCAUUUGCCAAGUUGGGUAUUCUGGAGGAUGUCAAUCGGGGGAAAUUGUCUCUGUUUCGGGAUCGUUUGGGGCAGCAACAGUUGGACAUCCACGGACCAUCUCCAGCUAUCAGCAAGUGGAAAGAUCAUAUCACCAGCGUUCUUAUGGAAUUCGCCAAUGAAGAAAAACUGAAGAACAGUCGAGCGAAGGUGAACCGACAGAGCUACAAAUCAGUAGUUCCGGAAUUUAGAAGCAGUACACGUGGAAGUAUUAUGAGUAAUUUGAGCAUUGCUAGCUCCUCCAGUGGCUACAGAAGUAGUCAGUAUAGUAAUAAUAGUGAUCUUGAUAUGGACAAUCGAAGAACUACAUGGUAUGAGAACAAGAACUUGCAGAGACUACUCAAUUCAGAGAAGCACUACGUCUCCAUGCUGUACACAUACAAGAACAAACUUGUGGAUCAUUUGCCUCCUGAUGUGAAACAGAACAUUGAUGGGUACAUCCAAUCUCUCGAAGCAAUCUGUAGGAUGCACAGAGAUAGAUUCUUGCCGAAAUUGCGACAAUGUGACAUGAGUGUGGAAGAAAUUUGCAAUCUCUUCAAUGACUUUAUAUCCGAUGGAUCUUUUGGAAUCUACAUGACAUACGCCACCGAAUUGAUGAGCGUUCAGCAAAUCCUCCUCGAAUACAAUGUAAAACUUUUCCCACGAAAGAGACAAACCCAGCUCAUGAGUGAGGACAUUGAGACAGGAAUUAAGAUGUUCCUGCAACUGCCCAUCAAGCGACUCUCUGCCUAUGAGUCAGCCAUCCAUUUUAUUCUGGAGUGUUUCUUUAAUGAGGGCGUCAAUACAAUGAGCUCUAUCUUCAAAGUGGCAGCUGUUCUUGAGGCAGAACUAAAUAAUUUGACCAAAUCCGUUGGAAAUAACUUUAAAGUCUUCACUUGCUGUGAUUUCCGGAUGCACCGACGAAGAGCGGGAUUUGUUCGAUAUGCUGAUGAUGUUGCUGCUAGUACUUUUGGCACAUGGAACUAUUGUGUUUUACUGAUGGAGAGGCAAGUUGUUUGCUGCAAAGUAAAAAAGGAUCAGGAUUCUUCCUACUUCUCUUCGGUGCUAUUUAACACAUCCUACGAGAACCUUCUGCUUCGUGAGAGCAAGAUGAAUGCCAAUCGACUAAAAUUCUGCCUCAAGACUGGGGACCAGGCUGUCUAUCCCUUACUCUUUCGGACUCUGGACAAGAAGCAGCUCUUCAUGAGGAAAUUCACAGAAUUCUACCGACACAGUGUCACGUCAAGAAGAUAAUUGUUAUUUAAUGAAAGAGGUCUACUAUUUACACAUCUGUAA